Apis laboriosa (Himalayan honeybee) is the source of this 3360-nucleotide messenger RNA. RefSeq names its product tyrosine 3-monooxygenase (gene ple). The transcript has 7 exons. The record is from RefSeq and is a predicted model, not a curated record. The coding region runs from base 388 to 2070 and encodes 560 amino acids. Lineage: Eukaryota; Metazoa; Arthropoda; Insecta; Hymenoptera; Apidae. Gene Ontology annotation, molecular function: iron ion binding; tyrosine 3-monooxygenase activity. Gene Ontology annotation, biological process: dopamine biosynthetic process from tyrosine. Gene Ontology annotation, cellular component: axon; perikaryon; cytoplasm.
GUACGCUUCAUCCAAAGCGGACUUACCGAGAGGAAUCCGUCGUUCUGUCGUCGUAUCGUCGUAUCGCCGUUGUUGUUGUCGUUGCCGUCGAGCCGGAUCGAGGUCUCGAAGGGAGAGCAAGAGCGUAAGACGAACUCUCGAGGAACGGAAAAAGAGAAGGAGAAAGAGAAAGAGAGAGAGAGAUCGAAGUGUGAAGUUGAGGAGAAAAGAGAAAGAGAAAGAGAACGUCGUUGCCUCUUGAUUGGUGAUCCAUCGAGUUCCCUCGACCAGACUCGGCAGUGAAAAAGCUAAGGGCGUUUGCAAAGAAAAAAAAAAAAUCAACCGAUCUCUUUUUUUCUUGGGGGCUCGAAGAGUUUUUCGAUUUUCGGGAAGAACAGCACGGCGAAUAUGAUGGCUGUAGCAGCGGCGCAGAAGAACCGCGAGAUGUUCGCUAUCAAGAAAUCUUACAGCAUCGAGAAUGGAUAUCCGGCGAGACGACGAUCUCUUGUGGACGACGCUCGCUUUGAAACUUUGGUCGUCAAGCAAACGAAGCAGAGCGUUUUGGAAGAAGCACGUCAACGGGCGAAUGGCGAAGAAACUAUCUGUCCACAUGACACGGAACGUUAUGCUUCGUCGAGCGAUGAUGAACAGUUGGAAACAUUGGCUUGCACCGCCAAGAAUGGAGAGAUUAAAGCGGAAGACGGUGACGUGGUGAAACCAGAUGAAGAUUACAACAAUGACGCUGGACUGACCGAGGAGGAAGUGGUGUUGGCGAAGACAAUAGCGGAAUGCCCGGAGAGCGAGAACACGGUGCAAAAAGCUGCGCUUGUCCUGCGUCUGAGAGAGGGGAUCGGUUCCCUGGCGAGGAUCUUGAAGACGAUCGAGAACUUCAAAGGGACGGUGACCCACGUCGAGUCUCGGCCGUCCAAGAAGGAGGGCCUCCAGUUCGACGUGCUCGUCAAGGUCGACAUGACGAGGCAAUACUUGCUCCAACUGAUCAGGAAUCUCCGCCAGAGUUCCGCCCUGGACGGCGUCACCCUCCUCGCGGACAACUCCGUCAGCAUCAAGGAUCCAUGGUUCCCGAGGCACGCGUCCGACCUCGACAAUUGCAACCACUUGAUGACCAAAUUCGAGCCUGACCUCGACAUGAAUCAUCCUGGAUUCGCUGACAAGGAGUACCGUGCCCGUAGAAAGUUCAUCGCUGAAAUUGCAUUCGCGUACAAGUACGGGGACGCGAUACCAACCAUCCCGUACACGGAGACGGAGACCGAGACUUGGACAAGGGUGUUCAACACCCUCGUCGAUCUGGUACCGAAACACGCUUGCGCGGAGUAUAGAAGAAAUUUUAAGAAGAUGCAGGAGGAGAAGAUAUUCGAGCCUCACCGUAUACCGCAGCUGCAGGAGGUGAGCGAGUUCUUGAAGAAGAACACAGGGUUCACCUUGAGACCCGCGGCCGGAUUGCUCACGUCCAGGGACUUCUUGUCGAGCCUAGCGUUCAGGGUGUUCCAGAGCACUCAGUACAUUCGUCACAUCAAGAGCCCGUAUCAUACUCCUGAACCAGAUUGCAUCCACGAGCUCUUGGGACACAUGCCGCUGUUGGCCGAUCCAAGCUUCGCCCAAUUCUCCCAGGAAAUCGGCCUCGCUUCGCUCGGUGCCUCCGACGAGGAAAUCGAGAAAUUGUCCACGAUUUACUGGUUCACCGUCGAAUUCGGCCUCUGCAAAGAGGGGCCGGAUGUGAAAGCCUACGGUGCCGGCCUUUUGUCCGCCUACGGGGAGCUUCUUCACGCGCUCACGAGCGGCAAAUGCGAGCAUCGGCCGUUCGAGCCAAAGUCCACCGCCGUUCAAAAGUACCAGGAUCAAGAUUACCAACCGAUCUACUUCGUGGCGGAGAGCUUCGAGGAUGCCAAAGAGAAAUUCCGCCGUUGGGUGUCUACCAUGAGCCGACCUUUUGAGGUUAGGUAUGAUCCGUACACGCAGCGCGUUGAGAUACUGGACAGCGUGGACAGGUUGGACAACCUGAUGGCUCAAGUGAACACCGAAAUGACGCACCUCACGAACGCUGUCAACAAGCUGAAGACAUCGUUCGCGUAAAAACAAGAGGUUGUCCAGCCUCCGUGGUGACACGAUACGACUUCACGUAUCAUCGAGCUUCCUAAAGUUUGCCGAUCUUCGACGUAUGCUCUUCAAAAUGUGUUCGCAGGGAAAUCGCGAUAUAUAUAUAUAUUCUAUAUAUAUAUGUAUAUUCUCUACUUUGUUCAACAAGUUUGCUCAUUUGCGUCGCGAAUCUUGACUCUUCUCCUCCUGUCAAGACUCAUAUCAAGCCGAGUGUAAAUAAGUAUUAAUAAUUUGUAUUUCUUGCUUCCUUCUUUUUUUCUUCUUCUCUUUUUUCUUUUCUUUUUCGAAAAAAAAAAAAGGUCGAAAUCUCGUCAAAUCAUCCGUAUUAUCAUCGUUCACAUUCGAUCGUUCUCACUCUGUGUAUAAAGUCGCCCAUACUACGCGUAUUAACCAGAUUACUUACGUUCAAAACGCGUAUUCACUCGUAUUAUUCUCCGUGUGAUACGAUUGAGUCCUCGAUUAGUCGACCCUUCGUCUCUCGUGUUAUUUAUUGAUAUUCUUGCAAAAAAAGAAAAAAAAAAGAAGAAGAAGAAGAAUAGUAUUAUUGGUGGAUGUUCGUGUCUCGUGAAAACCGAGCCGAAUCCGCUUUCGAACGUUCCACGCAUACGUACGUAUUCGGUUAUUUUGUUCCCUAUCGUAUUCUAUUAUGUAUUACAUAUUACUAUCUAUAUUAAUUGUAGAAUAUUACAAGUAGUCGCGUUUGAGUUUUUCUUAUAGAUAGCGUGGCGACACAGCCUCUUCGCUCCAAAUUGAGCGUGGACGGCUAGUAUUAUAAAACAACGUAGGUUCUUUAUUUUUAAUUAAUUAUUAACGAAUCAAUCUUGAGAUACAUGCUCGUUCUUCGUUCGUUCGUUGUGAAAUUAUUAUAUAUAUAUAUAUAUAUAUAUAUAUAAAAGAUAUUAUCGAAUCAUUGUUACGUGGAUGUUUUUUUUUUUUUCUAUUCAAAAUUUUAGGAACGAAGAACGCAUUCGUAUCUCGAGGAGAUAUGUAGUUACACACACACACAAACACAACUUCGAUGACGAAGUCAUAGAUCAGUGUUGCAUUAGAGACGCACCAAUGUAGCGUGUAGUGCCGAGUAAUUGCUUGCGCACCUUGCACAAUUUUCCCAAUAACUCGUACCAAAUACUUUUUUCCCGCGCCCGAUGCGCACACCUCCUCCGCGCUUGCUGUAGAAAAUUAUUGGCGCGCCCGUUAGAAUUUCCUUUGUAUUAUAUUGUAAAGUAUUCUGAGCAUAAUAAAAGUCUAAGAUACAAAUCUUAUAAA